AUGUUGAAUCAAUUAUAUCUUAGAAGACAGAUAUUCAAUCAUGUUAGUUCUAUUCAUAAACAAUUAGAGAUUGAAACUGUUAAAGUAUCAUCACUUUAUACUUUGGUUGAUUAUAUUCAAUAUGGUUCGAAUGACCUAUUCUUUAAACAUAUAGAUCAGCUUUGGAGAAUGAUGUUUACUGAUGGUAGAUAUAGAAAUGAUCAUAGUCAUAGAUUAACAAGAAUAUUAUCAGCAGCUAUUUGCUUUAAUAAUUAUAGAGUAUUGGAAUACCUAUUGAAUAGAAUCAAGAGAGAGAUAUCACCUUUUCAAAUGACCAUCAGAAUCGAUUUUAUCGAUUCAUGUCAUGGAGAAGAUAGCGCAGAAGAUAUCUAUUGUCAUGGAGAAACCAAUAUCUAUUGUCUAAAUCCAAAGGUUUUCAAUCUAUUGAUAGAUGAUAGUAUAUUUAUUGAAUCAAAUAGAUUAUUGAAUAGAAUGGUAAAGACUGCUAUCUUAGUUUUUGGAGAUGUGGAUAUCAUUAGAGAGUUGUUUGGUCGAUAUAAUCUCUCAAAUCUCAUUGAUUUAUUUAGACAGUACGAGCCAAUAGAUUGUGGUUUACCAACAAUGAUUAAAGAUUUAUUCAACAAAAAGACGGAUACAGAGUUGAUCCAACUGUACAAUGUCGUCACAAAACUCAACAAAAUGAUCGAUAAAGAGACACAAGGAAAUAUUAGAAUGUAUGCAUUGGUUUAUAACCGUCUCAAUCUCAUCAAACAUGCCUCUCAAGGAAAGAAAAAAUGGAAACCAAAGAUCUCUCCAUUUCUCUUCUCGCCAUAUGCAAGCAAAAAUAUACAAGAAAACGAGAGAAAGAAAGAAAUCAUAAAAAUCGACUACUGGGAUGAUUAUUCUUAUUAUUAUGAUGACCAAGGAUUAAUGGACAAGAUCAACAAUGGGGCAGACAUUGAGUAUGUUCGAUACAUUUUCUCACCACAGACAACUGAUAUGAAUGAUUCCCAAAAUAUAAAUUUGAAAAUGCAAGAACAAGAUUACUUUGCAAAGGCUCUUGCAUCUGGAUCUGAACAAGUAGUCUCAUUUGUAUUAGAUGCAGCCAUGACUGCCAAUAUAAAUCUUUACAAACGUGUUUACAAAGCAGUCUCAGCCCUCAACACUAUCCUAGCCAGUGAACUUGUCAGAAUCCUUUUAUUGGUUGUCAAUGCAGGUCACUAUCAUUUUGCAAUGAAAUACCUAGACACAAUGCCUCAAAUGGUGCCUUCAUACCAGAAAUCCUCGAUUGAAAUUCUAUUUAACUUGUAUUUUGAUUUGGUCAAAAAGGAUAGACAAUCAAAACAAGAAGAUAUUGACCAAUUCCAAGACUAUCAACAACUUGCCAACAAAAUUUUAGAUCUAGUACCAACCAAAAAAAGAUUUGAAAUCAUCUAUUAUGCAAAAGAAUUGACCGAUGAAGAAUUCAAUAUUCUUUGGGUUAGGUUCUCUAUUGAGUCAAAUGUUGAAUUUUGGUUGGACGACCCAUCCAAAGAUCACAAUAACUUUAUGUAUGAUAAAAAUUUCUUUAAUCAUCUUCAAAGAUUGUAUAGACUCUAUCAACAAGAUCAACUAGAUGAAUAUCAAUACAUCAAAUAUCCAAUGAAUCCACCUCCAUUUGACAUUGAAUAUAUUGGAAUUUGGAAUCAAUGUUGA
Molecule: messenger RNA, 1674 nt
Organism: Cavenderia fasciculata
Lineage: Eukaryota; Evosea; Eumycetozoa; Acytosteliales; Cavenderiaceae
Exons: 3
Coding region: 1-1674 (557 amino acids)
Source: RefSeq, a predicted model, not a curated record